Adineta steineri is the source of this 945-nucleotide messenger RNA. The record is from the annotation of a GenBank genome assembly. NCBI's taxonomy places the organism in Eukaryota, Metazoa, Rotifera, Eurotatoria, Adinetida, Adinetidae.
AUGCGCAGUCCAAAACAACAUCAUAGCUGGAAAUCGGAUAAUGAACGACGGAAACGAUUGGAAGUACCAUCAGCACAAUCAUCACCAACAACAACAACGCAUAACCAUAAUAAUUCUGGCUAUCAUAUGCAUGGAAACCCUCACACAGAUUCACAUGAAGAUUAUAGUUUGGGUUUAUGUGGAUAUAUACUAUUAAUUCUUUCAUAUGCAAUUAUAUGUCUUACGUUUCCAUUCUCACUUACUGUUUGUCUAAAAGUCGUGCAAGAAUAUGAACGUGCCGUUAUGUUUCGACUGGGUCGUAUUCUGGGUGGUGCCAAAGGGCCAGGUCUUUUUAUUAUAAUACCAUGCGUUGAUGCUUAUACAAAAGUUGAUUUGCGAACAAUUACAUUCGAUGUACCACCACAGGAAAUUUUAACAAAAGAUUCAGUAACUGUAGCUGUUGAUGCUGUUGUCUAUUUUCGAGUAUUCGAUCCAGUUAUUUCUAUUACAAAUGUUGAAGAUGCACCAAAAAGUACACAAUUACUAGCUGCUACAAGUCUACGUAAUGUACUUGGUACAAAAUCUUUACAAGAGAUUCUUUCUGAUCGAGAAUCCAUUGCACAAACAAUGCAGGCUGCUUUGGAUGAAGGUACUGAAGGUUGGGGAGUACGAGUUGAACGAGUUGAAGUUAAAGAUGUUCGUUUACCUGUUCAAUUACAAAGAGCAAUGGCAGCUGAAGCUGAAGCUGCACGAGAAGCUCGUGCUAAAGUUAUUGCAGCUGAAGGUGAACAAAAAGCAUCAAGAGCAUUAAAAGAUGCUGCGGAUGUUAUUAUGCAAUCACCAACAGCUCUUCAACUUCGAUAUUUACAAACAUUAACAACGAUUGCAUCAGAAAAAAAUUCAACCAUUGUAUUUCCAAUUCCGAUCGAAUUAAUGCAAGCAGCUAUUACAUCGUAUCGCAGUUAA